AUGUUCCUCCCUUGGAUUGAGACCGUUUCACUCAUGUUUGUCCUCAUAGUCAUGUGUAGAACUCUUCUGAAGACGGCAAUGGUUUAUGGAGGUUUUCUGGGAACAUCUGCAAAUCUUCGUUACCAGAUAAUUGCUGGAUUAAUAGAGCAUCGCAUAUCUGAUGAGCUUUCUUCUCAACCUCUACUUGUAAAUGUGAUUUCAUUUGUUGUGAGGACACUUAACUCAUAUUUUGGAACACAGCAAUGGAUUGAUCUUGCGCGCUCUACGGGUCUACAGACUCAGAAAAGCAUCCUAGCCUCUGAGGAAAUUACGGAGCCGUUGGAAGAAUCUACUACGGUGGAGAGUAAAGCUACGGAAGAGGAAAGUAUUGACAAGCUCGAUAAUCAAUGA
This is a messenger RNA of Microthlaspi erraticum, 390 nucleotides long. Lineage: Eukaryota; Viridiplantae; Streptophyta; Magnoliopsida; Brassicales; Brassicaceae. The record is from the annotation of a GenBank genome assembly.